Papilio polytes (common Mormon) is the source of this 1492-nucleotide messenger RNA. RefSeq lists its product as uncharacterized. Bases 136 to 1275 code for a protein of 379 amino acids. The record is from RefSeq and is a predicted model, not a curated record. Lineage: Eukaryota; Metazoa; Arthropoda; Insecta; Lepidoptera; Papilionidae. The transcript is spliced from 6 exons.
UUUGACACUUUUAAUUUGACAACGACAAUUGACAAAACAAGCAAGCGAGCAAGUCAGCAAUAUAAUAUCUGUAAAUUAAAUUUGAUUUUGAUCAAUUGUAACUUAAACUAAGCUGGGUUUAAUUGAUUCAUCAAGAUGUUUUAUAUCAGCAUCUAUGGCUUUAUUAAGAAAUUAAAAAAACAAAGGAUUCACAACAUACUGAACACAGCUGUGCUUGGCAAAAAACUACCGUGCCAUUUUUGUCUGCAUGAGAUCCACCCUGACUCCAAUCCUAAGUUUAUUGUAGUUAUAAUAACUCUGGGAAAUAAGCAAGUUACCGAAAAAGCUUUAGAUCUUAUAAAUGGAUUUGUUUAUUUCGAUAUUCAAACUAAGACUGAAUUGCAUUUAUCAGCGAUUGAUUCAACACAAGAUUUUAAAGUUGAUGCUUAUACCAGCGAUGAUCAAAGUACAAGGGAUAAAGAUGUAAGGCAGAGAGGACGCUCGCAUGGUUCAUACGAAUCACGUAACAGAAGCCGUAGUCCUCUUUUAACUAAUGAUAUAAAUAAAAUAGAUGUGGAGAUUGAACUUAUCCAAAAAGAGUGUGCUCUUGUUGUGCAACAAAGAAAGUUACUUUUGGAGAGGAAGAGACUUGAGUUACUGAAGGACUUUGAGCCAACCUCUAUAAAUGAUUUAGAAAGAUUUGCCGCGGCUAUAAUUAAUCAAGAUGACCAUGAACAAAAACCUGUUCCUCACAAACCUGCUAAGCUCAGAGGUACCCCGGUACCAGUGCUAGCCAGCAGAGCUAUUGUAAAGCAAAUGAAAAGAGCUAUAGCGAAACGUACCAACAACAAUGAAAUUACACAGCCUUUAUAUUUCACGCUAAGGAAGCGUAUUAUCGAAAUAAUAAAAGGCAAAAGUAAUUUGGAAACUGAGGAUAUUAUACAAAUGUAUAGAGAAAAUUAUCCGAUAGAGUCCGAUGAAGAUCUCUUGGACUGUCUUGAAGAACAGAUGAAUACAAUAAAAGCUGUUAAAGAUAAAGUGGUAAAAGCGGUUUCUCAUGAGGAGAAAGUUGAAUCAGGUCCAUCCAAUACUGAUAAAGUGAAUUUUGAAGAAUCAAAGGCAGAAUCAGUUAAAAAGGAAACUACUAUGGAAUUCUUGGAUAAUGAACUAGAUGAUUGGUUAGAAGAUGACAAAGUGAAUGAUGGCAACAUUGAAGAUACUAAGCAAAGCGCAGAAGUUGAUGAUAAAGAAGUUAACACAGAGGAAGUUGAUGACAUUGAAAAGAAUGAACUCUAAUAUGUAAACCAGUGAGUUUACAAUUUGCAUAAUUGCAAAAAUCAUUUUAUUUUAUCACCAUUAAGGGAAAUAAAUAAUUUAAGUGCUUAGUUUUGUAUUUUUAUUUCACAACAAUAUGUUUAAUGUUAAAGUGGACUUCCACUGAAACACUGAUACAAAAACAAUUACCUCGGUUUUAUCCAAGAAUUUUAAUAAUAAAUAUACUUGCAACGCUAUC